AUGCGGAGCCCCUUUGCGAUAUCACAUGAGGACAUUGGAGCGCUGAAUGAGUCGCAAGCUUUUUGCGUGCUGAGGAGCUAUCUUGCGAGGGAUGCUGACUUCUGCACCAACCAUACGCCAUGCGACCCAGAGGCUAAAGAAACGUUUAUCCUCCACCGCGAUAUCCUCCAUGCACUUAUAAUGCCUGUCGUCGCUCUUUUUUCGCGGGCAUCUGCUCUCGCCUCAGCCGCUUUAUGCACGCAAAAGAGCGAGGACCUAGAGCUAGCAUUUGCUGGAGAAGCACGGGGCGCAUUUCUAUGCCUCCAAUGCUUCAUCACAGAGGAGCUUGACUGGUGUCGAACGAGGGGAUGCCCCGCUUGUGUUGUGACAGCAACACUCAGUACCGAAUCGCAUAUCCGACUCACAAUUGCGGCGAGCUUACUUUCGACGGCGAGUGUUGCGAGCCCGAAUUCGUCACCGGCUAGCACUCCCUCGACUGAAGAGCCAUGUGCCGUGAAUCGCGCUCUUCCUCCCCUUCCGCAUAUUCUCCCCGCUCUCCGCACAGCGCUUUCCUUGGACCCAUUCUGGAAAGACGAACACGAUAAUUGGCCGUACUUGCUCUCGCGCGCGACUCAACUUUCAGCGGGUAUCCAGGGCCUCAUCGCUGAAUGCGUCAACCUCGAGUCGCUCGUGUCUUCUCCUACCACCGAACGUCCAUCACAGUUACAGAAGCGUGGUUUAACGCAUCCCAUCGUCCCAUUCGCGGCAUCUGGGCAGGCGGUCGAAGAGAAGGGCGUCAAGCUAAGAAAAAGUAAAUUGGCGAAGAGACAGUUGAGAUUGAAAGACGAGGAGGUGGAGAUGAUGAGGAGGGUGGUGCUGCAGUGUUGGGCGAGGGCGAGAGUACCGAAGCAGGUUAGAGGAGAGGUACUGGGUGUGGGGAAGAGUAAUAGGACCAGGUCAUUGACUUGUCCGUAA
This is a messenger RNA of Cucurbitaria berberidis CBS 394.84, 954 nucleotides long. RefSeq lists its product as uncharacterized. The transcript has 2 exons. The coding region runs from base 1 to 954 and encodes 317 amino acids. The record is from RefSeq and is a predicted model, not a curated record. NCBI's taxonomy places the organism in Eukaryota, Fungi, Ascomycota, Dothideomycetes, Pleosporales, Cucurbitariaceae.